UUGGAAACAUUGGAAAAAUGGCGGAAAACAGUAUCGAUAGUUUGGCACAGAAACAUCUGGAGGUUAAUGCUGCAUUGGAGAAAAGUGUACGACCUAAGUUGUCAAAAGUGUGGGAAUACUUCACUUUAAACACUGCAAAGAAGACAGUUUCCUGCAAAAUGUGCAGCAUGGACCUCGCGUGGCAUGGAAGUACUACAUCGCUGCGGGAGCACCUGAAGAGGAAGCAUGUUUUAUCCACGCAUGAAGAAAACUCACGAAAGAAACAAGCCAGCAUUAGCGACUUGGUAGAAAGGAAGGUGUGCACACCAAAGCACGCGGCUGCAUUGACUGAUGCUAUCCUGAAUAUGUUGCUAACUGACAUGAGGCCACUAUCAAUUGUGGAGGAUGAAGGUUUUAGACAAAUAAUUCACAUCCUCAACCCUGGUUUAACUCUUCCCUCGAGGACCCAUUUUACCAAACUGAUGGAGAGGAAGUACGAGCAGAAAUACCAUGCAGUGUAGACUGACAUAAAAGGCACCCAGAGCAAAAUUGCUCUCACUACUGAUGUGUGGACAAAAGUAGCCUUUCUUGGCAAUACAUGCCAUUACAUUGGAGACAAAUGGAACAUGAAGUCAAUCUGCCUUACGACCAUGCCACUAAAGGAAAGACUUUCAGUAUCCAACAUUGCAGAAUGGUUGGAAUAGGUAAUAGCCAGGUUUGAAAUUCCCCUAAGCAAAAUUAUUGCUAUUGUGCAGGACAAUGGUGCACUUUAUACAAAAAAACAUUUUUGUGAUACUUGCAUUAUUUUAUUUAGCAAGUCAA
Messenger RNA from Nerophis ophidion (straightnose pipefish), 801 nucleotides. Its product is annotated as E3 SUMO-protein ligase ZBED1-like. The record is from RefSeq and is a predicted model, not a curated record. The transcript is spliced from 2 exons. NCBI's taxonomy places the organism in Eukaryota, Metazoa, Chordata, Actinopteri, Syngnathiformes, Syngnathidae. Gene Ontology annotation, molecular function: DNA binding. Bases 18 to 500 code for a protein of 160 amino acids.